Molecule: messenger RNA, 1281 nt
Organism: Raphanus sativus (radish)
Lineage: Eukaryota; Viridiplantae; Streptophyta; Magnoliopsida; Brassicales; Brassicaceae
Exons: 5
Coding region: 1-1281 (426 amino acids)
Molecular function (GO): protein dimerization activity
Source: RefSeq, a predicted model, not a curated record
AUGAUCUCAAAUUCUUUGAGACGGUUUAGUCCUGUUUGGUUUGAUCAGUAUGAAGGUUUUUCUAGCUGGAAUAAAUCUGAGAGAUUUGCUACUCAUGUGGGUGGUCUGAAUAGCUUUCACAAUAUUGCAGUUAAGAUGUGUGAUUCUUUGAUGAAUCAAAAACAGUCCAUUGCCCAAGCUUUUUAUAAGCAUGAUGAUAUGGUCAAAAACGAAUAUCGUCUUCGGUUGAAUGCUUCAGUUGAUGCUUCUAGAUAUUUGCUACGACAAAGAAUACCUUUUCGUGCUCAUGAUGAGUCAGAAGAUGCUGGUAAUAAAGGGAACUUUCUGGAGCUUAUAAGGUAUACCGCAGACCAGAACGAAGCGGAACAAAUGGCUAUUGUGUUGCGCUUUGUCGAUAAGAACGAAACAAUCAAAGAAAGAUUUAUUGGUGUCGUUCAUGUAAAAGAAACUUCUUCUUUGACACUUAAGCUAGCUAUCGAUGGUUUGUUUGCUAAGUAUGGAUUGAGCUUGAAAAAUGUAAGAGGCCAAGGUUAUGAUGGAGCGACUAAGCGAGAACUGCAGAAGCUUAGAGAUGAUGGAUGGGAUUCUCUGAUGGUUAAAGUUUCUUUGUUCUGUAAGAAACAUGAUAUUGAAAUGAUCAUGAUGGAAGACGGUUUUGUUGGUUCUGGGAGACGACGAAAGAAAAGCGACAUAACCAAUUUGCAUCAUUAUAAGAUCAGUUGCUUCAAUGUUGUUCUGGAUCUGCAGCUGCAAGAGUUCAAUGAUCGUUUUACUGAGCAACUUGACAUCUACAUUGAUAAUAUAAGAGAGGAUGGCCGAUUUAAUAACUUAGAGAGUCUUGGAGAUCUUUCUCGUUUGAUGGUUGAAACACAGAAACAUCUUGCACAUCCUCUAGUUUACAGACUUUUGAAGUUAGCACUAACUUUACCAGUUGCUACGGCAACUGUCGAGAGAUGUUUUUCUGCAAUGAAGUUUGUGAAGACGGCUUCGCGCAACCGGAUUGGAGAUCAGUUUUUAAGUGACUGUCUUGUUUGCUAUAUUGAAAAAGAUUUGUUUGCAUCGGUUACAAAUGAAACAGUGGUGAAAAGGAUAAUUAACGGCCAUGAGAACGAGUCACUGAACCUCCGUGUUAAGAAGUCUAAAAGAAGUGAGGUUAUAACUGUGAAAGAGGCGUGGCCAAGCAAACGAGCUAGAGCUGCUGAAAAGUUUCGCUUGUUACAAAAUUUGUUAAGAGCAAUGGCGUUGGAGCCUGAAGUGGAAACAAAUGCUCAUGACGAAUAA